AUGCUUAGACUGCGGCGAAUGCGACGCACCCAAAGGCAACGGUUUUAUGGGGGGCUCGAGGAGGAGCGAAUGUGCUGGAUCUGCCUGGAAAGCGACGAGGAGCCGCCGCAGCGCUUGGACUGGCUGCAUCCGUGCCGCUGCCGCGGCAGCAACAAGUGGGUGCACCGCAGCUGCCUGAAUCGCUGGAUCGAUGAGACACAGCUGCUACAUCCGAAUCGGCCGAUCGCGUGCUCCCAGUGCCUCACAGAGUACCUCAUCGUGGACACGCCGCUCUGCCGAUUCGAUGCGCUCCUGCUUCGGAUCGACGACGUAUACGGGUUACUGUGUCCCAGCGUGGCGGUGGGCACACUUUCGGCCACCCUCUACUUCUCGGCCAUGACCUUUGGGGCCCUGACAGUGAUACAGGUCAUUGGCUACCGCAAGAGCCUGGCGCUACUGAACGAGGAGACCACGCUCCUGAUGAUCGCCCUGCCGAUGAUUCCUGCGGGGCUUCUGCUGCUUCGCAAUCUCAAAUUGGACGAAUACUUGUUGCGCCUCCUACGCAUCUUCCGCAGACGUCGCGUGUCGCCAGACAAUCUGGAUGAGGGCGGCGAGCUGCUGCCCGGGGCCCCGCUCGACGACAGCUACUUCGAUGAUCUGCCCCUAGAUCGUCCGGCCUUGGGUUUAGACUUUCAGGACCCCGACUUGGCCGUCUUUGACCACGAGACACUCCGCAGACCCUCUGCCAGCUUCAUCGUGGCCCUCAGUCUGCCCAGCGUUUCCGUGUUCCUGGGAAACACCUUGUACGCCAAGGUAGACGACAGACUCCUGGGCAUCUUCCUCGGCGCCAUAACCUUUUUGGGCAUCAAGGGAAUGGCCUCAGCCUAUAUUCGGCAUUCUCACGAGCAACGUGUGCGGGGUCGCUACGUGAUGGAUUAUAAUGGUGAGCGGCACUGA
Messenger RNA from Drosophila persimilis, 936 nucleotides. Its product is annotated as E3 ubiquitin-protein ligase MARCH5. NCBI's taxonomy places the organism in Eukaryota, Metazoa, Arthropoda, Insecta, Diptera, Drosophilidae. Gene Ontology annotation, molecular function: zinc ion binding. The record is from RefSeq and is a predicted model, not a curated record. The coding region runs from base 1 to 936 and encodes 311 amino acids. The transcript has a single exon.